Molecule: messenger RNA, 2079 nt
Organism: Ailuropoda melanoleuca (giant panda)
Lineage: Eukaryota; Metazoa; Chordata; Mammalia; Carnivora; Ursidae
Gene: CNGA1
Product: cyclic nucleotide gated channel subunit alpha 1
Exons: 8
Coding region: 1-2079 (692 amino acids)
Biological process (GO): monoatomic cation transmembrane transport
Cellular component (GO): plasma membrane; intracellular cyclic nucleotide activated cation channel complex
Molecular function (GO): intracellularly cAMP-activated cation channel activity; intracellularly cGMP-activated cation channel activity; cGMP binding
Source: RefSeq, a predicted model, not a curated record
AUGAAGAAAAAUAUUAUCAAUACAUGGUACUCUUUUGUAAACGUUCCCAAUGUGAUUGCUCCAGAUAUUGAUAAGGAAAUAAGAAGGAUGGAAAACGGAGCAGGGAGCUCCUUUUCUGAUGAUGAUGAUGAUGAUGACAGUACCUCCAUGUUUGAAGAAUCAGAGAGUGAAAACCUGCAUGCAAGGGAUUCCUGCAGAAAUAACUCACACAGAGGGGGGCCAUCACAGAGGGAGCAGUACCUGCCUGGUGCCCUUGCGCUUUUCAAUGUUAACAACAGCAGCAAUAAGGAGCAAGAACCAAAGGAAAAAAAGAAAAAGAAAAAAGAAAAGAAGAGCAAACCAGAUGAUAAAAAUGAAAAUAAAAAGGACUCAGAGAAGAAAAAGAAGAAAGAAAAAGAAAAAGAGAAGAAAAAGAAAGAGGAGAAAGGCAAAGAUAAGAAAGAAGAGGAGAAGAAAGAAGUCAUGGUUAUUGAUCCCUCGGGAAACAUAUAUUACAACUGGCUCUUUUGCAUCACUUUACCUGUAAUGUACAACUGGACUAUGGUUAUUGCAAGAGCAUGUUUUGAUGAACUUCAGUCUGAUUACCUAGAAUAUUGGCUCAUUUUUGACUACCUAUCAGAUAUAAUCUAUCUUCUUGAUAUGUUUGUACGAAUAAGGACAGGUUAUUUAGAACAAGGACUGCUGGUGAAGGAGGAGACUAAACUCAUAGAGAAAUAUAAAUCAAACUUUCAAUUUAAACUUGAUUUUCUAUCAGUGAUUCCCACUGAUCUGCUGUAUUUUAAGCUGGGGUGGAACUAUCCAGAAAUUAGAUUAAACAGACUGUUAAGGAUCUCUCGAAUGUUUGAGUUCUUCCAGAGAACAGAAACAAGAACAAACUACCCAAACAUCUUUAGGAUUUCUAACCUUGUUAUGUACAUUGUCAUCAUUAUCCACUGGAAUGCAUGUGUGUACUUCUCUAUUUCCAAAGCUGUUGGAUUUGGAAAUGAUACAUGGGUGUAUCCUGAUGUUAAUGAUCCCGAAUUUGGCCGUUUGGCUAGAAAAUACGUAUACAGCCUUUACUGGUCUACCCUGACUUUGACCACAAUUGGUGAAACACCGCCUCCUGUGAGGGAUUCUGAGUAUGUCUUUGUGGUGGUUGAUUUCUUAAUUGGAGUGUUAAUUUUUGCUACCAUUGUUGGUAACAUAGGUUCUAUGAUUUCCAACAUGAAUGCUGCCAGAGCAGAAUUUCAAGCAAGAAUCGACGCGAUCAAGCAAUAUAUGCAUUUUCGAAAUGUAAGCAAAGAUAUGGAAAAGAGGGUUAUCAAAUGGUUCGACUAUCUGUGGACCAACAAAAAAACUGUUGAUGAGAAAGAAGUCCUGAAGUAUCUCCCUGAUAAGCUGAGAGCAGAGAUUGCCAUCAACGUACACUUAGACACUUUAAAAAAGGUGCGUAUUUUUGCGGACUGUGAAGCUGGUCUGUUGGUGGAGUUGGUCUUGAAAUUGCAGCCCCAAGUCUACAGUCCUGGAGAUUACAUUUGCAAGAAGGGGGAUAUUGGACGAGAGAUGUACAUCAUCAAGGAAGGCAAGCUCGCUGUGGUGGCAGAUGAUGGAAUCACUCAGUUUGUGGUAUUGAGUGACGGCAGCUACUUUGGUGAGAUCAGUAUCCUUAACAUUAAAGGCAGCAAAGCUGGCAAUCGAAGAACAGCCAAUAUUAAAAGUAUUGGCUACUCAGAUCUGUUCUGUCUCUCAAAAGAUGACCUCAUGGAAGCUCUAACUGAGUACCCAGAUGCCAAAACUAUGCUAGAAGAGAAGGGAAAGCAAAUCUUGAUGAAAGAUGGUCUACUGGAUAUAAAUAUUGCAAAUGCUGGAAGUGAUCCUAAAGAUCUCGAAGAGAAGGUCACCCGAAUGGAGGGGUCAGUAGACCUCUUGCAAACGAGGUUUGCUCGGAUCUUGGCUGAGUAUGAGUCAAUGCAGCAGAAACUGAAGCAAAGACUAACCAAAGUUGAGAGAUUUCUGAAACCGCUAAUUGACACAGAAUUUUCAGCUCUUGAAGGAUCUGAAGGAGUUGAAAGUGGGCUCCUGGACUCCACACAGGACUGA